Messenger RNA from Pectinophora gossypiella (pink bollworm), 303 nucleotides. RefSeq names its product cuticle protein 16.5-like (gene CPH23). Lineage: Eukaryota; Metazoa; Arthropoda; Insecta; Lepidoptera; Gelechiidae. The record is from RefSeq and is a predicted model, not a curated record. The transcript is spliced from 2 exons. Bases 1 to 303 code for a protein of 100 amino acids.
AUGAUGAAAAUUUUCGUGAUUCUGUCCGCUCUGGUGGCGAUUGCCGUCGCUAAGCCAGCCGUGGCCGUUGCCGCACCCCUAGUGGCCGCCCCCGCACCUAUAGUCACAGCCACCAGCUCCCAAUACUACCAUCGCAUCAACAACGGACUCGCCGCUUACGUCGCCGCCCCCGCCGCGUACGUAGCCCCCGCCGCCCCCGUCGUCGCUGCUUCCCCGUACGUUGCUGCGCCGUACGUCGCCGCCCCCGCGGCCGCCCCGUACGUUGCUGCGCCGUACGUCGCCGCACCCGCCGUUGCCUUCUAA